UUAAGGAUAAGGUUUACAUCCAAAUUGACUUCUCAGCGAUUAUGUGGUUGAGGUUGCUUGCGCUGGCGUGUGUGACAGGAAUUGUUGUUGCUGGCCCUUUUCAGAAAGAAACUAGAUAUUACUGUGCAAAACAAUGUACUCAAAGGCAACAAGAAAAAUUACAAUGGAAGGUGGGAUCGGCUUAUGUUUAUCGUUAUCAGUCAGAAAACAUUGUAAUUUAUGGUGGAAAUCAAAAACAGAAAUCUUCUAUAGAAGCAGAAGUGGAGUACCAUAUUCUUACCAAGUGUGAUACUCUACUCAAAAUGAAAAAUAUUCGCAUUAAUCAAAAACUAACUGAAGAAGAAAAAGAAGAUUUGAAGAGAAAACUUGAAUUGCCGUUAGUUUAUUCCAACGCAGAUGGAACAUUUGAAACAGUGUGCCCAAGUCUUGAAGAAAGUACACAGUCUCUUAAUAUUAAAAAGGCCCUCAUCUCUACUUUUGUCAUCACUAUGUCAAAGCUCGAUACUCCAGAAGAAACUGAAGAAUAUGACAGCUUAGGGAAGUGCAACACAAAAUAUUCCAUCAAAUAUGGCAAAGAAUUGGUUCUAAAGAAAGAAAAAGACUUGAAAAGCUGUACCAACAGACACACAUUUCUUAGCUCUCUUCUAAAACAAAAAAUCCCAUCUUCUUUAAUUUUUGAAAGUGAUCACUUAGAGUGUAAACAGCACAUUGAAGAAGGCAUUAUCAAGAAAGUAGAAUGUAAGGAAUCAGAAAGGAUGAAGCCACCAUUGAAAGAUCAAAACAGCUGGAUUGAAUUUUCAGGAAGUUCUGAACAAGAGCUUAUUGAAAAAAAGACUGCAGAUAACUUUCAACUAGAAGAACCUUUGCUAUCAGAAGACAUCUUAUUCGAUUUAGAAGAAUCAAGGAAAGGAGACAGUAACGAAAAGGAAGCUGAACGUAUUUUAAGAAAGCUUUGCUCAAAAAACAUUAAUGUCGUCGACAUCAGCGUCAGUAGUGAUUUUAUGAAACUUGUCUCUUUAACAAAAGGCCUGUCAUACGAACAACUUGAAAAAAUGCACAGAUUUCUUCAAAACGGAAAAUUGUGCUCGUCAAAGAAAAUAAGGGACCUUUUUGUUGACACUUUACCUGUGAUUGGAACGGAUGCUUCUGUUAAACUUAUGGUGAAAUUAAUAGAAAAUCAAGAUAUAACUGGCUUAAAAGCAAAACUUUGGCCAGCAUCUUUUGCCCUAAUAUCAAAACCUACGAAGGAAGCAGUCGCCUCAGUUAUUCCACUUUUAAAAAUGGAUUAUUCUAUGUCUGUAAUACUUGGAGUCUCUGCUAUGAUUCAUAAACUAUGUAGUUUAGAGAAUUGUGCUGUUAUAGAUUCAGUGGAUGAAGUAAUAUCAAUCUUCAACCAGUAUCUGGGUCAGAACUGUUCUGCUGAUGACGACGAUAAGAUUUUAGCAGCUUUGAAAGCGUUUGGCAACAUGGGAUAUCAUGGCAAAGCGCGUGAAAACAUCAUUGCAUGUGUUAAAGACAGUUCAAAAUCUACUAGACUGAGACUGGCCGCUAUAGACGCAUUCAGGCGAAUUAAUGAUAAAAGGCCCGACGAAUUCAUUGAGAUAUAUUCAAACAAAAAUGAAAAUUACGAAGUCAGAAUUUCUGCCUUUGCCAGUGUUUUAAAACAUGCUGACGAUCAACAAUUUCACAAAAUCAAAGAAACAGCAGAAAGUGAGAAUGAUUCACAAGUUGCUGGCUAUGUGUAUACCUCCAUAAAAAAUUUGAAUAAAGCUUCAUCCCCUGAUAAACAGAAAAUAAAGAAAUUACUUGAUAAUAUACAGAUACAACCACCGAAAGUCAACUAUUGGGAAAAUUCUAAGAAUAUCGAGGUGACUGGAUUUAGCGAAUCCCUGAACAUCGGAGGAGGAAUUGAAGCUGACAUUAUUCACUCCCCUGACUCUAAAAUUCCACGCUCUGUUUAUACCCGUUUAAAUGUGGGUAUUUUUGAUGUGAACAUAAACUUGUUAGAACUUAGUAUCAGAGCUGAAGGACUGGAAGAAUUACUAAAGAAAGUUAUCGGAUUUAAAGAUAAACCCUCAAAAGAAAGAUCCUGGAGCUUAUUUAGUUCAAAGCAUUUAACUGGGGAGAGUGAUUCUGAAUUAUCCCUUUUUGUCAGGGCCUUGAAUACUGAAAUCUUUUAUCGAUCUGCAUCUGAUCUAUCUGGACUCGGAGAAAUGAUUCGAAUUGCUGAAAUAACGAAUAAGUUGGCACACGAAAAUAAUGCAGACUUCUCUCACAGCUUAGUUUUCAUGAAUUCUAAACUUGUAAUACCUAGCAUAACGGGCAGAUCAUAUACCUUCGACUUCACUGGAACUUCAACUGUAGGAGUUACUGCCAGAAGUAAAGUAGAUCUGUUAUCUCUGCCUCGAAAUGCUGAUGUCCACAUCCAUUUCCAGCCUAGUGCAAACAUAGAAUUCGCCACAACUGUUGGUAUUCAGUCAAACAAACACAGGCCAGAUGUCAAAAUUCUCUCCCGAUUAUAUUUACAAUCUGAUAUAGAAGCAAAAUUCAACGUUAAGGACGGACACAUUGCGAUAGCCAGCUUGACAAUGCCUUCUGAAAAUGUUGCAUUGAUAAAGUUGAGUACUGAUGCACUAGAAAUUGAUGCUCAUCAUAAAGAGAAGCGCAUCUAUGGCAAAAUGCAAAAGAAAAUCGAUUACUGUUUCAAGGGUCUACAAAAUACUCUUGGUAUCACAGCUUGUACCACAGUGGAAGUUCCUAAGCCUUUUGUGAUUAAAACUUUUCCAUAUCUCCUAUUAUUUGGAAGUACUGAAUUUGCUUUAAAGAAAUCUGAUGGCAGCUUUAGAUCCUAUGAAAUUCACCUUGAAAUUCCAAAACAUUACGGUGCAAACAUGAAAUACAAAGCUUCUCUGGAUACACCUGGAUCAAAGAUUCCACGGAGAUUCGCUGCUGACUUAGAAGUUAAACAGCAUAAAGAUCACCAGCAACUCUCUGUGCAACUUACAUCUCCUUUUAAGAUAAUAGGAGGAAGCGGUUCAUACAGUAAGAACGAAAGGCUCAUGACAGGAUCUUUUGAGCUUCACACCAACUCCAAAGAAAUAUUUUCGGUGAACCUUACAAGUAAAAUCACUCCAUCUAUAUCUAGAGAUAUAUAUGAAACAACUGGCAUGUUUUACUACUUGGACCAAGAGCCCACACGUGUCAACAGUUCUAUUACAGUUAUUAAAGGAAGAAAGCAUCAUUUGAGUUUCGUCUUCAAAACAAAUAAGCCAUUAUCGAAGCCAGUAGUUGUAAAAGGAACUAUUAUGAAAGAAGGACAUUUAGAUCUCUUGCACAAAGCUGAAGGAAAGUUAAGCACAGAAGUUUCUAUCGAAUCUCCUCUUGGUGAUUCAAUGCUAAGAUCAACAAUCGAGACAAGAUCUAAGAAAUUACAAUCUAUUUCCGUAAAUUUUGGAAUUGACUAUCAAAAGCCUGGAGAUAAGAAAUAUUCAGUUAAAUUAGCAGGAACGUUACAAAAUGGCCGAGGAAAAAUGAAUGCAAAUUCGAGAUUCGAGAUAACACAAUUUCCUGAAGUAAAUUGGUAUUUAAAUUGGGAAAUUCAAAGAGGACCAAGAGGAAGUUUAAAAAACGACAUGAUCUUAAAAUAUGGAAGAAAUCCUGAAAACAGUUUUAUUCAUUUAGUACAACAAUCACGUAUGCCUGAAUUGAGCAAUGGGGAAAAUAUAAUUCAUUUGAAAAUCCCUCGUUUUAACGUAAAUUAUCAUUUGUUUAUCAAGCAUGAUCUAAAAUUGACUUCUACUCCCAAGUUAUAUGCUGAAGUGGACUUGGGUUAUAAAGAUGAUAAGCAUUUAAAGGGAAUAGUAGACGUGAAGUGCGAAUCUAAAAAUCCUUUAAAAGCGUCAGUGAAACUUGAAGUGGAGCAUCCAGGAGAACAUUACAUUUACGAGAAUGAAAUAGUUGAAACAAGUUAUAAUAUCAUAGAAGGUAAAUCAAAAUUUCAGUAUAAGCAUGGUAAAAUAAUCUUGUUAAAAUAUAAAUACAAGAAAUUAAGCGACGAUUCAAAAUUUCACCAUGAAAUUGAAAGUUCCUUACAAACACCUGCUACAUCUUCACCAAUAAAAAGUAAAGUUUCAUUACAAGUUAGUAAUACAUUUUUAACUGCUGUAGGACAAGUUGGAUCUAAGUAUUAUCUUCAAGCUUACUUAAGUCAAGAAGGCGUUUCUCAUAUCAAUUUGAAAUCUCCUAUGAUAGAAGGGAAAAUUAAAUUAACCAAUGAAGUGCCUAGGAAAAAUAUUAAUUUAGAUUUGAAUCUAAAAACGUCCAAUCCUCGCCAUGUCACAGCGUCACUUUUAGCUGAGAAGUUAGGUGAAAAGAAAACAUUUCUGCUGGAAAUUAUUCCCGAUGUUGAUCGUCAGAACGAAAAUAAAAUAUUGGUGUCUUCAGUAAUGGAAGUUUCCAAGAAAAGCACUGGAGAUACUUAUUGUAGGAUAUCUAAAUUGCAUAUAUUUGAUCUAAUUGACAUUUCUUUGGCAGAAUCAGGAGAUGACUCGUUUCUUGGUAAUCAAGAAUAUGAUUUGGCUUAUAUUGCGAGAGGUUGGGUACCGACAAAAGUUACAUUCAGAAGAGAAAUUAGUGAUGCAAACUCAACAACAUUUAUGAUUAUUUCAAGAAAAGAGAUUGAUGUUGCAGAAAUUCAAAUUGAUACCAAUUUAACUGAAAGACAUAAUAAAAAGCAGCUUUCUUUCAAAGGGUCUAUUAUGUCACCGAGCCAUUCUUUUGAUAAUGUGGAUUUAUAUUUGAUUCAAGAAAUAAUCAGUUCAGAUUCUUCAGUAUUAACAAAAUCGCAUUUAUUUUUUAAGAAAAAAGAAAACGUUUUUAAAGUAGAAUCGAGUUUUGAUCUUCAUCCUAAUAGUGUAGAAUUGAAAUCAAAAUUGCACACUCCAUUUGUAAGUUAUGAGAAGCUAGAUCUCGGUAUGCAUUUUCAACGGUCGGAUCAAGAAAUUCAGUCUUCAAUGAAAAUUGAAAUUCCCAAUAAUAAAAUGAUCUUCAUGCGAUCUGAAAUUAAAAAGAAAAAUCGCGGAUUUAGUGCUACUUGGAAAUUAAAUUCAUCCUUUGAAAACUUUGAAAACGUUCAAGCUCAGUUUAUUGUAUAUAACCAUCAACACAAGAAAUCCUUGGAAGUAUAUUUUGAUGUUGACGAUUCAAGGAUGUGCCAAGUUGGAUGCGUGGAACCAUCCUCAAAUGGAAACAGAAGGGGAGAAAGAUUUAAAAUAUCCGAUCCUCUAAGUAUUAAAAUCCAGAGACUUCACUUGAAACUUCAACGUACUAAAAGAUCUUUGUCAAUUGAAGGGAAAAUGGGAUUGACGAAUGGCAAGAAUCUUUCAAUAAAUUCUGAAACUAAAGUAGAAAACCACAGAUUAUCUACUAUGACGGUUAUUACAACUCCAUAUGAAAAGCUGAAAGAUUCUAAAAUAGCUCUCUCUGUUGAAGAUCAACCGUAUAAAAGAAAUAUCUUAGGUUAUUUUGAUUUGAAUGGACAACGAAAAGGUUAUAUAGAAUUACUUGGAAACACUUCAUUAAAUUCUUUUGGAGUCCAAGGUCAUUUCAAAGCUAUUCGAAUUCCAGAAAUAUUAGUUCAAUCAGAAUUUGAGAAGCAUGGAGAGUCUUUUUCAUUUUCUGCCAAUGUUUUGAAAAAUACUAUACCUUUUCUUGCAACGAAUUUAGAAAGGCUCUCAAACGGUAAUGGAGAAAAGUUGUUAUUCAAGGCUAAGAAAUUUGAAAAUACAAUUCUUGAUUUGGAAAUUUCAAAAGAUGUCUCUGACGAAUAUUCUUAUAAAUAUGUUUUAAAAACUUCCGGAAGUUUCACCCCUAUCUCUAUUACAUUUUCAACUAAUCGAAUUGACGACAGUUCUAUUACUAAAGCGUUUAUCAUCUGCCAAGAAGUUAGUCCUACAAAAUGUUACUUUUUGAAAUCAUAUCACAAAAAGUUGAUCAAUUCCAAUAAUUACAGAUAUUAUCAAAAGCUUAUUGUGGACUUCGCAAAAUCUGUUGGUGGAACUCCAGUUGAAACAUUAGGUAGUUUAAAUGUAUUUGUCAGUAAGAAUCAAUAUGACUAUAUGUCGAAAGUACUUUUUGAAACCAUUGACAAAAAAUUAGGUUAUGAAUUGAAAUUGCACAAAAGGCAGCAUGAAAAUGAUAAGUUAAUUCUGGAUGCUCAUACUUAUUUACCACAAUGUUCAUCUAAUUUAAAAAUUAGUAUACUACACAACAUUCAUCAUUUAAAUGUGGAGCUUGAAGCCAUCCCAAAUACAAUCGAUUCCACACAUAAAUUAAGUUUUGAGAUGAAGAAAGAAGUUAACUCUCAAUCUAAGGAACUUGUCGGAUAUAUUAAAAUGAAUCACCCUGAAAUGACUCAGCCUCUUUUACUUACCUACAAGUUUAAAGAAGUGGAGCAUAUGGCUUUUCAAGGAAAAUUGGUGUUGGGAUCAAUGUGGGGAAAUACAUUGACCGUCGAGAUGCUUCCUAAUUUAGAACUGAAAUCACAUGGAAGUGAAUCGAUUGUGUACAAGCUAUAUACAGAAAACAAAAGUCUAGAUAUCUCCUUGAAGUUGAUAAAACAAAGUUCUAGAGAUGAACACAAAGUUGGCUAUGAAUGGAAAUAUAAUUCUGGCAGCAGUCAAAAGAAAGGAGGAAUUAUGGUCAUUCAUUCUAAUAAGAAGGCUGAGCGGUCAAGGAGCAUCAAAAUCUUAUUUUUAACUACAACCUCUAAAUAUGAAAUUCAAGGAAUUAUUGUUCCAAAUGAUGCAAGUAUAAGGCUUGUCUCAAAUGGUCAGAUAAUAAGAGAAAUUCACUUGAAAGUUUCUGAUUCCUGCCUUGACAUAGAAAUUGUUCGUGCAGAUUCAAGCCCUAUUAUGAAGAGUACCCUAUGCAUCAAUCAUCGUGAAGAUGACACACUACAACUGAUGAAAGCUGAUCUGUUUUAUCGUCAGGACAAAUGUUUGGAUGUCUGCGUAGCUGCAGUACCAGAAAAACCAACGUUCAUUGAUGUUGCUCUGAAGUGGAAAAUGGCAGGCAUCUGUCGAGCUUUGAUCGAAGUGACGGGAUGGAAAGAUAUUCAACACAGUCAUUACCUUUCUCAUUUUGUUAAGGAGUUUACGGAAAAUUUCGAUUACAUUAGAAGAAAUGUUUUGAAAUCAUUUAGUGAGAAGUUAAAGAAGAAAAUGAAAAUAAUUGAAGAGGAAAUAUCAUGGAAAAUCAAAAGUGUAUUUAGGAGACAUUCCGAAUUUCUAAGUGAGAGCAUGGAAGCAGUCAAGAACGCACAAAGCGCUACUGUGUCUUUCAUUAAUUCUUUGAUAUCCUGGGAGUACUUCAAAAAUGGCGUCGUGAGAUUUUUGAACGAAAUUCAGGGAUAUGCCCUAAGAGCUUUGGAGCACAUUCAAGGCUUAAUACUGAAAAUGACUCAGACGCUGUGGUCUCAGAUUGAUCACUAUCGGAAAAAGCUCUGCAAUCCUGAUACAUUCUGUUACAGACUUGUUCAGAUAUAUCAGGGUUUUAGCGUACAGAGAAUUAAAGCUCUGAUUUACGGAAAGAUCGCAGAAAUAAGUAAGGAUCUGAAAGUGAGAAUAACAACAAUUACGUUUCAUGACAUAAUAAAAUGGAUUCAUAAUUCCAUUCAGCGAAUCAAGAAAAUAAUUGAAUCAGUGUUUGGAAAAUUUGGUGACAUGAUAAUUUCAAAAAUUGGCGAAUUUGGCAUGAAAUUGGAGAAGAUAUUGCGUCAAAAAGUUAUUGAUGCUAUUGACAAAGUGAUCGAUUACAUAAAUAAAAUAUUCGGUGACGAUGAAGACUACAAAACCGCCAAAUCUUUGAUCACAGGCGCAAAAAAGACGCUAAUGAAUGCUUGGAAAAACAAAGAAGAAAUCGCUGAAAACACCUUGAGGCCAAUAAAGAACAAACUAACUGAAAAUGUCAACAAAUUACUUGAAAAGAAAUUUCAGGUUUUGAAAUUUGAUCUUAAGGACGGAGUAAUAAAUUUUAGAUUUCAUCAACCACUAGGACCAAUUGAAAUACAAAUUUUAGAAAAUGAAAUGCAAACAAUUAAACGUAAUCUGGAAGAACUCCUCACUAGAUGAUAGAAAAAAAGGGUAGAAGAUUCUGUACUUUAUGUGUAUUUAGUUUUUCAAUGCUUCAAAUGUUCUUCAUCUGAUUUUAUAAUAAAUUCACCUGUUUAAAUAUUGAGUUAUAAAUAUAGCACUGCCAUUGCUUUCAAAUCUUAUAUUUGUCGUAUGUUCAUUGCGCACUUUUUACUCUAAUAGAAUCUUUGUAUUUUAUAUGAAUAUCAACCAUUUAAUCACAAAAUGAUAAAUUAGAUUAUAAUUAAGCUUUGAAUUUCUUAUCGCUAUCUUACAUGAGUAUUGUACAUGUAAGUUUAACUACCAUGGAAUGUAAAAAGACUUGUAUGAUAUCAAAAAGAUUUUUCUUUCAACAAAAUUUAUGGAAAUAUUUUGUUGAAACCGUUGGUUGAAAUGUCAUUUAUUUCUAGAAACUAGAUAAAGAACAGUAAACUUUCGAUCUAUUGCUUCGAAGUUUUAGAUCAAGAUAUUUAAUGGCGUAUUGUAGCAUGAUUUUGUUUCAUAAAUAACUAAUCGCCAGAUAUGUUAUUAUUUCUAUUUCGAAGCUCUCUGUUCAAAUUUCAAUUAUUUGUAUUAAAAUAAUAGAAAAAAAAUCGAAAUUUAAAGUUCUUCAUUUUUUCAUUUAACAUGCUUGAGGACGUGAAGGCUAUAGAAUUUAUUUUCAUUGUUGCAAAAGGAUAUGAAUGUUAUAACAUUCGAAUUUCAUAGCCACAGUAUCAUGCACCCAAUUCUGCAAAAAAUUUAUAAUUAUUACUAUUAUGUUUUAUGCUUUAUUAAUUAUUAUACAGCUGGCUCAUUGAGUAUUUUUAUUCUGUUUCGACUGUCUCGUCUAAAUAACACUUCUUAGUCUCGUCUAAAUAACACAUUGCAUAAAUUUGAAGUAUAACACCUUCCUAGCAUCUGUAUCCAAUUUAAUAAAUUGCUAGUCUAUUUUUGCAGUUUAUCAAAAUAUUUAUUACUCGUUGAUUACAUUUAUCCUUAUACGCGAAAGUGUUAAUUGCAACCAAUAAAAAGUUUAGUUAGAAAUUAUCUGACCCAAUGUAAAAAUGAAGAAAAAAAGUGAGGAAGGUAAAAUAAUUACACUUAAUUUUGCUUGAAGCUGUUCACUAUUUCAUUAGUUAAAUUUACUAACUAAUUUCGAAGUAA
Molecule: messenger RNA, 9275 nt
Organism: Argiope bruennichi
Lineage: Eukaryota; Metazoa; Arthropoda; Arachnida; Araneae; Araneidae
Exons: 29
Coding region: 42-8129 (2695 amino acids)
Biological process (GO): lipid transport
Molecular function (GO): lipid carrier activity
Source: RefSeq, a predicted model, not a curated record